AAUUCUGAUUUCCCCGCCUGGCGUCAGAUCCACACUCGCGGGCACAACGGAGAAGAAAGAAGCCAAUUUCUCGGCAGCUUAUUAUAUUAUACCAAAAUUAGACGCAGGCUAAUAUCACAAAAAAAUCUCCUCAGAAUCCCAAACCACCAAACCUCACCUCCCUCCGGAAACCUCCAUUUUUCUGGAAUAGUUAAAACACACUCAGAAUCAGAACUAGUGUCCAAAUUACCCGCUUAGCCAGCCUGCCCGCCUCCAUCUCUCUUCUCUUUCUCCACCGCUUUCUCAUUAUAUAAGCUUUUACACAAUCGAGCAUUCCCCGUCACAGCGAAGCUUUGGUAUAACUGAUCAGCGAAUUCGAAUUUUUCUCCGGCGGCAUAAAAAAAUGGCGACGACUAUCGAGGAGAAGGAAGUGACGGUGUUCGGAGAGGAGGAAGCCAAGCAAUUAGUCAACGAGCUCAGAGUCGCUUACGAUUCCGGCAGGACCCGGAGCUACAGCUGGAGGGUGGCUCAGCUGAAGAACAUCCUCAGGAUGUGCGACGACAGCGAGAAAGAGGUCGUCGAAGCUCUUCACAAGGAUCUCGCCAAGCCUGAGCUCGAAUCAACUCUCUAUGAGAGAGACAACACGGGUGGCAGGCAGCUAGCUAACAUUGGAGUUCUGUAUUUAAUGAAGUGGGGGGAUGCAGUUGUGGGGUCUGCAUUGCAGCUAGGUAUGAUAAAGAAUGCAUGUAAAGUGGCACUCAAGGAACUAAAGAAUUGGAUCAGGCCGGAGAAGGCAAAAACUUCGCUGACAACGUUCCCUUCAUCAGCUGAAAUUGUGUCCGAGCCGUUUGGGGUUAUAUUGAUAAUUUCUGCAUGGAACUAUCCUUUCUGUAGGUUCAUGCUAUCCAUUGAUCCAGUGAUUGGAGCUAUUGCAGCUGGGAAUGCGGUGCUUUUAAAACCAUCUGAGCUAGCUCCCGCCUCGUCAUCAUUGCUUGCAAAACUUUUUGCACAGUAUUUAGAUACUUGUUCCAUUAAGGUUGUUGAAGGAGCUGUCUCUGAAACGUCAGCUCUGCUAGAGCAAAAGUGGGACAAAAUAAUGUAUACAGGGAACGGGAGGGUUGGGCGCAUUGUGAUGGCUGCUGCUGCAAAGCACUUGACACCUGUCAUCAUGGAGCUUGGGGGGAAAUGUCCAGUGGUCGUUGAUUCAGACAUUAAUUUACAGGUUGCAGUUAGGCGACUCAUUGCAGGCAAGUGGGGCUGUAACAAUGGACAAGCAUGUAUAUCCCCUGAUUACAUUUUAACAACCAAAGAUUAUGCACCAAAGCUGGUCGAUGCUCUGAAAACAGAACUCGAGAAAUUUUAUGGGAAAAAUCAGUUGGAGUCAAAGGACUUGUCUCGCAUUGUCAACUCUAACCAUUUUGCUAGGUUAUCCAAGCUACUGGAGGAUGAGAAGGUUUCUGGUAAAAUAGUGUAUGGUGGUGAAAGGGACAAAGAUAAGCUGAGAAUUGCUCCUACCAUUUUGCUAGAUGUGCUGAGGGAUUCGCUGAUAAUGAAUGAAGAAAUAUUCGGUCCUUUGCUUCCCAUCCUCACGUUGAACAAUAUUGAUGAGAGUUUCAAUGUGAUCAACUCGGGAACAAAGCCACUUGCAGCCUAUAUAUUCACCAACAAUAAGAAGCUCAAAGAAAAGUUUGUGAUGUCUGUCUCUGCUGGGGGCAUCGUCAUCAAUGACACAACAAUUCAUAUGGCGGUUCAUACGGUGCCUUUUGGAGGCGUUGGCGAGAGUGGGAUGGGGUCGUACCACGGGAAGUUCUCAUUUGAUGCCUUCAGCCACAAGAAAGCUGUGGUGUAUCGGAGUUUUACAGGCGAUGCUGCCUUGAGGUAUCCGCCAUACACGGGCUUCAAACUGAGAAUGAUGAAAGCUCUAAUGGGCGGCAGUUUCCUUGCAAUCCUGCGCGCACUCUUUGGUGGGUCUAAGUCUUGAAAGAUUCUGAAUCGGAUCAAUGUGGAUAGCUUUGUUCAAUGUAAGCUAUAUGUGCAAACCUCAACAUACAUGGAAACUUCCCCUAAAGACUUGGGUUUGAGUGUGAUCUUGCAUUUAUUAUUGACUGAGAAGAUGCAAGGGAAACGUUUCAAAUCAAUCUACUGCUGUGUCAUUGUUGUUCAAUAAAGCCAGAUUGGUUGGUUAGGCAUGGAGAUGAUCACGUCGCGUUGAGAUGACCAUGCGGUCAUAAGACAAGCCAUGGAAUGUCGUGAGAGGCCAAGUCAUAGCCAAUUAGCCACGAAGUAAGAUAAUGCUCAUUGCGCAUGUCUAAGAAGAUACUAACGAGCCAGAUUGACGCGUGUUCAUGUAGUUCAAUAGUUUCUUUCUCUUCAGUACGUACUAUUGUCUCAUUAGUAUUGUCGUUAAGAGCACCUUUCCUAGAUUUAGGUGUUUGUUACUUCUUUAUUGGACUAAUUGGGCCAGGAGUGAGCAAUUGUACUUUUCUGUGUGACCUGUUUUUCUGGAUUACCUUCUGGCCAUCUUUGACUUAUCGAGUCUAAACAAGGAGUAUACUUAUUAUUUGUGAUAUUAGUGGUAUUUGGUUGAAAUUUCGUAUUUCAACAGUGUAUUAAUUGAAUAUCUUUUACAUUGAUGUUAAGAACGAUAG
This is a messenger RNA of Linum tenue, 2627 nucleotides long. Lineage: Eukaryota; Viridiplantae; Streptophyta; Magnoliopsida; Malpighiales; Linaceae. The record is from the annotation of a GenBank genome assembly.